Molecule: messenger RNA, 742 nt
Organism: Lactuca virosa
Lineage: Eukaryota; Viridiplantae; Streptophyta; Magnoliopsida; Asterales; Asteraceae
Source: the annotation of a GenBank genome assembly
AUGGGUGUUGCUGAAUAUCAUAUAAUGCUGGGAACUGAUCAUCGGAUUGCAACAGAUCCAUUGUCUAUGAGGAUGAGAGAAGAUCAAAUUAAGCAAAUAUGGAGUGGAGAUUCGGUUUAUCCAACAGUUAACUACAUUGAAGAUCCACAUCAAAAUGGAAAUAUAACAUCAAAGGAUGAAAUUGAUAAAACAUUGGCAUCAGAGAAGGUUGAAAAAGUAAAGUUUGUGAUGAUGAAGGUACGGGUAAAUCUGUUGACAUUGAUGAAAAUGAGAAUGGCGAGAAGUGCUCCUGACCUUUGCAAAUCAAAGACUUCGAUCAAGAUAAGGAUCUUGGAACGUAAUUUUACAAGUAAAUUAAUUUUCGGACCAAAGACCCCUUCAUUUAUUAUCUCUGUUUGUUGCGGGGGCCAAAGAAACAAGAAAGACAAGUUCGAGGGGUAAAAAUAGAGCUAAUAUAAACUAUCUGUUGCUAAUGUAGUUGUUGCUAUGUAACUGAUAUAAAUAUCCCUCGUAGUAGGCUGGACCGACAUCCAAACCUAAAAGAAGAAAAAAUAAAAUGACUCAGCGCCAACGGGCGCGCAUGAUUCCCAUCUAGUUAUGAUCAAAUAAGUAUCUUUUUUUAAUCGUUAACAAAUUUUUAAAUCUUAAAGGUUUUCAGUAUACCUUUAUUUACAAUAAUUUAUUUAUAGUCGUUUAACUUUCUACUAUAAUUAUUUAUUCUAAAAUCAAUUUUAUAACAUCC